UGUUGAAAACAAUGUUUGUAUUAUGUUAUAUAAUAUUAAAUAUAUAUAAUGUAUAAAUAGAUAUAUUCUGACACAAUGUCAUCGUAUUUAUAUUGCAAUAUCAUUGUACUUUAAUCUAUAAUUUAUAUAAUGAACAUCCCACAUUCAUCUUCAAAAUUGUAAUAAAUAUUAAUUAUUACCAAGUACCUUGUGGUUUAUGGCUCAUUAAAAAUACAUAUUUUUAGAGAUAAAAUGUUAAAUAUGUGAAUAAAAAUUGUUACAAUAAAUCGUUUAUACAAAGGAAACAAUAUGAGUGGUAUCUGCAGCCGUUAUUUAGUAACAAAGAAUGUUUUUCUACAUCAUGGGAAACAAGACUUUGUCACUUCAACUUUUGCUUAUUACCCAUCUUCCAAACAAAAACGCAACAAUUCUAGUUCUGUGGUACCAGUCAAACUGGCAUAUGUUUCCUAUGAAUCAAUGAGUGGGAAAAGUAAUGCUCCAAAACAACCUGUUAUAGUAAUGCACGGUCUCUUUGGUUCAAAAAAUAACUGGAAUUCAUUAUCAAAAUCAAUCCAUCAGCAAACAUCUCGUAAGGUAAUCACUAUAGAUGCAAGGAACCAUGGAGAUUCCCCACAUUCUACAGAAAUGUCUUACAAGCAUAUGGCAAAAGAUAUAGUUCAACUAAUGAAUGAUUUAGGAUUUGAAAAAACUGUAUUAGUAGGACACAGUAUGGGAGGUUCCGCGGCGAUGUACGUAGCUUUAAAUUAUCCACAGUUAGUUGAAAAAUUAAUAGUAGUGGAUAUGUCGCCAGUGAGAACUAGUCCUCAGCUUAUGGAAAUGGAGAAAAUAUUUAGAGCGAUGAGUAAUGUAAAUCUAGAUGGAAUUACGACGCUUACGAAAGCUCGGAUUACAGCAACGGAUCAACUUGCAGCUGCCAUUAAAUCUUUAAGUUUACGUCAGUUUUUAAUAAUGAAUUUAGUAGAAGCAGAUAUAGGAAAAUUCAAAUGGCGGGUUAAUUUACCUGUAUUAGAACAAAGUUUUGCGACCCAAAUAGCCGUAUUUCCUCCUGUAGGAUCGAAAGUUUAUAAUGGGCCUACGUUGUUUAUAGGGGGCUCUAAGAGUGAUUAUAUCAAAGUAGAAGAUCAUGGCAAAAUAAGGCAAUUAUUCCCUUUAGCUGAAAUUUUGUAUAUAAAUGACGCGAAUCAUUGGGUUCACGUAGACAAACCGACAGAAUUUUUAAAGAUCACUACUAACUUCAUUAAACGAUCAUAAUUUAUUGUUAUAUCGUAAAUGUAAAAAAAGUACACAGUGAUUUUUGUAAAUAUAUAUACAUAUAUAUUUGUGAAAUGUUUAACAGUACAUAUACAAAAUAAGAAAGAAAUAGCAAAAGAAAAUAUAACUAUACACAGUGUGAACAAAUUGUGUUUUCUGUGUUUAAAAACUUUAAUACUUUUUUAGUCUUUUUUAUCUGUUGUCUCCAUGAAAAAUACAUAUUUCAUGCCUCCCAUUUAUAAGGCCAUAUUUUACUACUCAAAGUGUAAAACUUUUGUAAGAUAUUUCAUUGUUUAACACAGAAACGUUUAAUGAAAUAAGUAAAUGCAUUAAAAGCAUUGAAAAAAUUGUACGUGAUGCAAUUGUUGAAAUCAAACAUUAAUGUAAAUAUUUAAAGAAAUUGAAAAUAUAAGUUAAAAAGAAAGCUAAA
Messenger RNA from Osmia bicornis bicornis, 1681 nucleotides. RefSeq names its product protein ABHD11. The transcript is spliced from 4 exons. Gene Ontology annotation, cellular component: mitochondrion. The record is from RefSeq and is a predicted model, not a curated record. NCBI's taxonomy places the organism in Eukaryota, Metazoa, Arthropoda, Insecta, Hymenoptera, Megachilidae. The coding region runs from base 289 to 1251 and encodes 320 amino acids.